AUGGCUCCAACAGCAACAACAACGCCAAGAGGUGUUCGUAAAGGUGGCGAACGAAAAUCGAAAUCGGCUCGUGCAGGUGUUCUGUUUUCCGUGCCACGUUUUCAUCGUUAUAUUAAAAAGAGUUCUCCAAAGAGUCGUGUAACUAUGGCUGCUGCCGUUUAUACAGCUGCUGUGAUUGAAUAUUUAACUGCUGAAGUUCUCGAAUUAUCAGGUAAUGCAGCGAAGGAUCAUAAAAAACAGCGUAUCAAUGCUCGACAUGUAUUUUUGGCUGUUAGCAUUGACGAAGAACUCAAAAAGCUUCUUAAUGGUGUAACAAUUCCACAAGGUGGUGUUUUACCACAUAUUAAUUCAUUUUUAUUCAAAUCGAAAUCAGGCAGUGAUGAUCAUAGCCAAUCGGCACCUAAGUCAGAUGCAUCUCGCUCAAAUACAACUACAGUACCUCGAACACCAUCAGCUCUUACAACAAAGAGUGCAUCAAUGGGUGCUGGUAAAGCAAGUUCAUCAGCUACAGGAACAACCAAAAAGGCAGCUUCUACAUCAGCGGGAAAUGCAACCAGCUCUGCCUAA
Molecule: messenger RNA, 567 nt
Organism: Rotaria socialis
Lineage: Eukaryota; Metazoa; Rotifera; Eurotatoria; Philodinida; Philodinidae
Source: the annotation of a GenBank genome assembly